CAAUGAAACACUUCAGACUGAAGAACCUGUGGAAAGCCAUGACCGUAGGACAGGCUGGUGGGGCGAUUGAAGCGGACGCCAGUGGGGGUCAGUCCAGCCCAGACUCAAGCCCCAGCCGUCGGCCAGACCCUGUUGACCUGGGCUUCACCGUAGUGACCUCGCUGCCCGGUCCUCCUCGGGGCCAGUUGGACGGCAGCGUGUCGGACCGGGACAAGACGGGAGCCACGCUGCUGUUCUCGGGCGUCUUCUUGGGUCUGGUGGGCAUGACCUUCACGGCCAUGGGCUGGAUCAAUUACGAGGAGAGCCGCGCUUUCGAGUGGACGCAGUUCCUGGGGCCCGUGCUGCUCUCGGUAGGGGCCACGUUCGUCUUUAUUAGCAUCUGCAAGUUCCGGAUGAUCUCCUGCCUGGCCUGCGGUCAGCAGGAGGACGAUGGUGGCAGUGACGGCAGAGGAGCCGAGGACAACAGCGAGCUGUCACGCAACCAAUCCUUUGUCUUCGCGGGCAUCAACCAGCCAAUCACGUUGCACCGUGCCACUGUGGUCCAGUACAUCCCACCCCCCUACGCGUCUGUCACGCAGGAGCCGGGUGUCCUCAGUGGUCAGCUCCCGCAGGGCUCCGCCCACAGUCCGCCGCAGUACUACAGCGUGUGCCCGCUAGAGCGUCCAGCUCAAAGCCGCAGUGCCAGCCUUGUGCCCAGCGCCCCGUCCAGCCGGCGGGAAAGCAGGAAUCCCACAGGGAGAGAGGAGGAAGAGGAGGAAAAGAAUGAGGCUUAUGAUGAAGAGGCUUUGGACUGUGUCUCUCCACCAGCUUAUGAAGAUCUCUACCCAUCUCUGCCCAAUGACAAUCACACCUAAGCUUUUUGCUCAACAAAUGAAUACUAAUAUACUGUAUGUUUUAUAUAUAUUUAUAUAUGCAGUAUAUUUGAUAUGCUCCAACCACAAAGGAAUGGUGACUCCAAACUAUUUUUACCUUUGUGUGUGCUGGUGGACCGUGAGGUCCUGUGCAGUUGCACAAGUUCAUUGACAUGCAGAGUGCCUUGCCUAAUGAUAUACCAACCGUGAUUAAGAAUCCCAUGGCUGAGGCACUGCCCAUUGGCACCCAUACUGCACUUUGAACUUCAAACUGCUUCCUUUACUGUUUGAAAGUUUAUAAAUAGAGUGUUUGAAAGCACUAACACAAAUGACUGCUGCAUAUUAACUUUAAAUGAGACUGAUGGCUGUGGUUUAGUACAGGGGCAAUGUGUGUUGGUGUUGGAGCAUUUUCACCAAUUUUAAGGUCUGGAGCAAUAGUGUUCUUGGAUGCCCGAAAUGAAAAUAUUUCAAAUAGCCUACUACAAGAAUUCCCAAAAUAUUAAUUAAUAUAAGAAAUUGUGAUUAAAAUGUCUCUCCAAAAUCUA
Alosa alosa (allis shad) is the source of this 1396-nucleotide messenger RNA. It is a transcript of the gene tmem174, whose product is annotated as transmembrane protein 174. The transcript is spliced from 2 exons. The coding region runs from base 3 to 854 and encodes 283 amino acids. NCBI's taxonomy places the organism in Eukaryota, Metazoa, Chordata, Actinopteri, Clupeiformes, Clupeidae. The record is from RefSeq and is a predicted model, not a curated record.